GUCCACCUGCGCUCGCCAGCAUUCUGCGUGUUGCUCGCCAUCCAGCCCCUUUUCCUCGUCGUCUGCCUUCGCCAUUGACCGUUUUCCUGUUCAAAAUGCACCAUCUGUCGCAGUCAUCCUCUUCUGCUCUUCGUCGCGCUGCUGUUAAGGCCGCGAAGCCGUCGUUGGCGCGCGGCGCGCACAAGGAGAUCAAGUUCUCGAAUGAGGGUCGCGCAAGCAUCCUCAAGGGUGUUGACGUUCUCGCCGACGCCGUCAGUGUGACGUUAGGUCCUAAGGGACGCAACGUUAUCAUUGAGCAGGCGUUUGGAGGCCCCAAGAUUACAAAGGAUGGUGUCACCGUCGCAAAGGCCAUUUCGCUUGAGAACAAGUUCGAGAACCUCGGUGCUCGCCUUGUUCAGGACGUUGCGCAGAAGACCAACGAGAUUGCCGGUGAUGGCACCACGACUGCGACGGUGCUUGCUCGCGCAAUCUAUUCCGAGGGUGUUAAAAACGUAGCCGCCGGCUGCAACCCAAUGGAUCUGCGCCGCGGUUCGCAAGCUGCUGUCGACGUUGUCGUCAAGUUCCUCUCUGCGCACACGAAGACGAUCACAACCACUGCUGAGAUUGCUCAGGUCGCGACCAUUUCCGCGAAUGGCGACAGCCAUGUUGGCAAUAUCAUUGCGCAGGCCAUGGAGAAGGUCGGCAAGGAGGGUGUCAUCACCGUGAAGGAGGGCAAGACGACGGAAGAUGAGAUUGAGAUCACGGAGGGUAUGCGCUUUGACCGUGGCUUCAUUAGCCCGUACUUCAUUACGGACGUCAAGAGCCAGAAGGUCGAGUUUGAGAAGCCUCUCAUCCUGCUCAGCGAGAAGAAGAUCAGCGUUCUCCAGGAUAUUCUCCCGGCACUUGAGGCCUCCAUUUCGCAAAGGCGCCCACUGCUUGUCAUUGCCGAGGACGUCGACAAUGAGGCGCUCGCGGCCUGCGUUGUCAACAAACUCCGUGGCCAGAUCCAGGUCUGCGCUGUCAAGGCGCCCGGCUUCGGUGACAAUCGCAAGUCUAUCCUGGGCGAUAUCGCCGUCCUCACUGGUAGUACCGUUUUCACGGACGAGCUCGACAUGAAGCUCGAACACAUGACCGCUGAUAUGCUGGGCUCGACCGGUUCCGUCACAAUCACGAAGGAAGACACGAUCAUCCUCAAUGGUGAGGGCUCGAAGGACGUUAUCCAGCAGCGCUGCGAGCAAAUUCGCGCGCUCAUUAACGACCCGACGACGAGCGACUACGACAAGACGAAGCUGCUCGAGCGUCUCGCGAAGCUCAGUGGUGGUGUCGCCGUCAUCAAGGUCGGCGGCAGCAGCGAGGUCGAGGUCAGCGAGAAGAAGGACCGUUACGAUGACGCGCUGAACGCCACCCGCGCUGCCGUCGAGGAGGGUAUCCUCCCAGGUGGUGGUGUCGCGCUGCUCAAGGCGUCACUCGCGCUCGCGUCGAAGGCACCUGGCUCGAACGGCCCGUCGUCUGCCGACGCGAAGUCCAUCCCGACGGCGAACUUUGACCAGGACCUCGGCGUGCAGAUCAUUAAGCGCGCGAUUACGAAUCCGGCGCGGACGAUUCUGAGCAACGCGGGCGAGGAGGCAUCUGUGAUCGUCGGUAACCUGACGGCGAACUAUGGUAGUCCGGACAAGUUCAACUGGGGUUACGACGCGAGCAAGGGCGAAUACGUCGACAUGGUGAAGGCUGGUAUUGUCGACCCGCUCAAGGUCGUCAGGACCGCGCUUGUGGACGCCGCUGGUGUUGCAAGCCUGCUGACGACAAGUGAGGCGAGCAUCGUCGAGGCUGAGGAGAAGCACAACGCAGCUCCGGGUGGUGCGGGUGGUAUGGGCGGUAUGGGUGGCAUGGGCGGUAUGGGCUUCUAAGCUGGCGCACUACGGCGCGGCGGUGCUGCCUCCUCCCCCUUUUCAUCUCCGUGACUCUUCUGCAGACACAAAAGUAUCGUGACAAAAACGUAGAGGUAAUGUCGGGUUUUGUUGUCAUUGUGUUCUCAUCACGCACGUAUCAUCCCCAUCUUGUUUCGUAUAUCUAUCAUUGCUAUCUGUUGUAUCAUCUGCUAGUCGGCACUCAACUCAUCAAUCAACUCUCCGCUC
This is a messenger RNA of Laetiporus sulphureus 93-53, 2114 nucleotides long. RefSeq names its product chaperonin GroL. Bases 96 to 1886 code for a protein of 596 amino acids. Gene Ontology annotation, biological process: protein refolding; protein import into mitochondrial intermembrane space; mitochondrial unfolded protein response. The record is from RefSeq and is a predicted model, not a curated record. Gene Ontology annotation, molecular function: ATP binding; ATP-dependent protein folding chaperone; protein-folding chaperone binding. Gene Ontology annotation, cellular component: mitochondrial inner membrane; mitochondrial matrix. Lineage: Eukaryota; Fungi; Basidiomycota; Agaricomycetes; Polyporales; Laetiporaceae. The transcript is spliced from 4 exons.